AUGGCUACUUCUGAAGAUUUAAAGUUUAAUAUUCGUAUGGCUGAUCAAUAUAUCGAAGUACCUAAUAAUUAUAUUUAUUUAAUGGGACAUGCAUCCGAAAACCCUAAAUUACCCGAAUCAUUAGCGCAGAGUAAACAUAAGAUAGUUUUCAUUGGUCCUCUUGGUUCAGCGAUGCGUUCUGGUAAUGGUGUCACCCAAACUGAACUUGAUAAACAAGGUCAUGUUAUUGUUUCCGAAAGUGUUUACGAAGAGGCGUGCGUCAAGGAGUUGAUGAUGGCAACCAUUUGCUCAAGUUCAAGUGAAGUUCCUGGUUCAUCGAUUUUCAUCAUGCGACUUGCUCGAGAUGCUCGGCAUCUUGAAGUUCAAGUUUUAGCGGAUCAAUACGGAAAUGCGAUCUCCUUAUUUGGAAGAGAUU
This is a messenger RNA of Funneliformis geosporum, 415 nucleotides long. The record is from the annotation of a GenBank genome assembly. Lineage: Eukaryota; Fungi; Glomeromycota; Glomeromycetes; Glomerales; Glomeraceae.